Messenger RNA from Saprolegnia diclina VS20, 1305 nucleotides. RefSeq lists its product as hypothetical. The transcript has 3 exons. NCBI's taxonomy places the organism in Eukaryota, Oomycota, Saprolegniomycetes, Saprolegniales, Saprolegniaceae. The record is from RefSeq and is a predicted model, not a curated record. The coding region runs from base 1 to 1305 and encodes 434 amino acids.
AUGGGCGCGAUGCGGAACACCGGCGUCCUUCAUAACGUAAUCGUGCUGAUGUCUUGCAUGGCGGACGAGCUCGAGAGUACUACGAUGGAGGCGCUUCUCGCGCCGCCGGCCGACGAGAGCCAGCCGCGGAAGCGCAAGUACGUCAACCACCAGAAGCUCGAGCUCGACUACCUCCGCAAGAAGGUCGAGGAGAUGGAGAAGCAGAUGGCGAUCCUCGGCUCGAUGCAGACCGAGACCGUCCUCGCCGGCGCGCAGUGGCAGGACAUGGCCAAGGAGCAGCAGCUCCAGAUGCAGCUCGCGAUCAUGGAGAAUGCUCGGCUCAAGGCUGCGCUUCAAGACGAGCUCGCGUUCGCCGAGACGCUCGCCGGCAUCGUUCAGAAGCGGCCCAAAGUACUGCAGCUGCCGACGACGAAGGACAGCAACUGGCAAGAGUUCAAGCUCGUGGCCGACGCGACCGAGCGUGCGACUGCGUUCACCGCGAUCGCCGACCGCGAGUACAACAAGGUCCUCAACCUGUACCUCCAGCGGCAGCUGCAGGAAACCCACACCGUCAAGUCGACAACCGUCAAGUACCUCGACGACGGCGUGCGUCCCGGGAUCGUCAUCGAGAGCUUCAACCGCCUCGCGUUCGCACAUGUUCCCUUCCGCAUGCUCGGCCACGCGAUCUGGAGCUUCCUCAACGCCGACCACGUCAACGACGCGGCGAGUGGCAGCGACAGCUUUGAGAACCUCGGGUCACCCGAAGACAACAUGGUGUACAUGAAGAGUCGGUGGCAGAUCAGCCCUGGCACGGUCGCCGAGUCCCGCCUCGUCAUCAAGCGCUUCAUCGAAGAGACGCGGGAGAUUGUGGUGUGGCGCAACAUCAUCGAAGACGCGCUCCUGCCGUUCGACCCGCUUGCGAUCACUUUCAACGGCUCGGGAUGGGCGAUCGUCGAGCAAACGGCGGACGGCGGCUCGACGCUGCAGUUUUUCACCGAGAUCUCGACGCCGCUGACGCAGACGCCGCCUUUGCUUGCGAGCCCGUCGCCGGACGAGCUCCUCCUCGAGAGCGUCUUGCCGCACGAGCCCGCGCUGAGUGCGUCGAUGCUUGCGGUGCCCCGCAUGGAGACCGACGUCGGCGACAACUACCAAGUCGGCGCGUUCACCGACUCGAUUCUCUCUGCGUACCGCAACGCGUACCGGCGCUUUGAAGCUGCGUCCAUGCGCCUCCUCUCCAACAUGCAGCACGAAGACCUGCUCCUGAGCAGCCUCGACCAGUUUGUCGAGCUCGUCGACUUUCACCAAAAGCCGCCGAGCGCGAGCUAG